UUAUAUUAAGUCUUCGUUUCUUUUAUUAUCAUUUUUGCUCUUCACUGUAAACUGAAGUGUACAGUAGAUAAAGCAGAAACAUAUUUGAAAUACCCAAAGACAGCAUCAGUAGACUCAGUAAUGGACGGUAAAGGCGGUCAAUAGAAGGAGAAAGGAAUGUGAAAAGGAAUAUAUUCCGUAUGGAGAUUGGAAUUAUUGGAAGAAUUUGUUUUUUUGAGGUAUCUUUUGGAUAAGUAGCAAUGUAUGGAUUACUGAUUAGUUCCGUUUCAAGCUACAUUAAAGAUACGUAUGGGGAGGACAAAUGGGAAGAAAUAAGGAGGCAUGCACAUGUUACUUCACAUACCUUUGCAACGCACGAUAGAUAUUCCGAAAGAAUUAUUCCAGAUUUGGCAAAUGCCGCCAGCCAAGUAUUGAAUGUAUCUGCUGAAAAUUUAAUGUAUAAUUUUGGUGUCUGUUUUGUGUCAUUUGUAGGGCAAUACGGUUAUGAUAGGAUUUUAAAAGUCUUAGGACGACACAUGCGUGAUUUUCUUAAUGGUCUUGAUAAUUUACACGAGUAUCUGCGUUUUAGUUAUCAGAAAUUACGGGCACCAUCUUUUUAUUGUGAAAAUGAAACACAGCAUGGUCUUACGUUGCAUUACCGGAGUAAAAGGCGAGGUUUUGUUCAUUAUGUCAAAGGCCAAAUUGUGCAGGUUGGCAAACAGUUUUAUAAUACUGAAGUUGAAGUUGAUGUUGUCCUAGAAGAGGACGAUGACAUCAUGAUACAUGUAGUUUUUGAACUCCAUUUUGACAACACUGCCUUCACAGAAUUACUGGAAAAAGAAAAGCGUAGACUUAACUCAGAUCACAGUCAAAUACAAUCAGACUUUCUCUUCGACCUAUUUCCUUUUCACAUGGUUUUUGAUCGCAAUUUGACCAUUAGAAAUAUAGGCAAUGGUCUGUAUGCAGUUUUACCGUCCAUUCUUGGUCGACGUGUAAACAAAAUGUUUUCACUUAUACGCCCCCUUGUGGAAUUUAGAUGGGAAAGCGUAAGUAUGAAUCAAAUACAAGUUCAUACAAAUAAUGUGUUUGAAUUGUUGUCGGUGUUUGGCGUAUCUAGGAAAAGUUACUAUUUUCCUACCAAAGACGAAGACCAAUCAGAAGGCACAUCUCAAGCACAAUCCGACGAUUUUCUUGAAGACGAUGAUGGAAAGUGUCUACAUUUGAAGGGACAGAUGUUAUAUAUGAAAGAAUGGGACCAAAUAAUAUUCCUUGGUAUUCCAGUACUUCAAAAUUUAGAUGCAAUGUUUAGGGCAGGUUUGUUCAUCAAUGACCUCAGUUUGCAUGAUUCAAGUCGUGACCUCGUUUUGGCGGGUACACAACAAUCAGCAGAAUUAAAAUUGGCUCUCGAUCAGGAACAACAAAAGAGUAAAAUCUUGGAAGAAAGUAUGGAAAAGCUGGACGCAGAAAUGAAACGAACUGAUUCCUUAUUGUAUCAGAUGAUUCCAAAACAGGUAGCAGACAGACUGCGAAGAGGGGAACCAGCAAUAACUACCUGUCAGGUGUUUGAGAAUGUGACAAUUCUAUUUAGUGAUGUUGUCGGGUUUACUACAAUAUGCAGUCGUAUAACACCCAUGGAAGUUGUUUCAAUGCUGAAUGCUAUGUACACGUGCUUCGAUCAACUGAGUGAAACACAUGGUGUUUAUAAGGUAGAAACAAUUGGUGAUGCUUACAUGGUUGUAGCUGGCGCACCAGAAAUAUGUCCUGACCAUUCGGCAAGGAUACUUGAUAUGGCACUUGAUAUGAUUAACGCCAUUGUAGAUCUCAGGGAUCCUUCUACUGGCGGAUCAAUGAAAAUACGAAUUGGUAUCCAUACAGGAAAUGCCGUUGCGGGUGUUGUGGGUAUUAAGAUGCCAAGAUACUGUUUGUUUGGAGAUACCGUCAAUACUGCCUCUAGAAUGGAAACCAACGGAGAGAGUAUGAAAAUACACGUCGGUGAAACAACAUAUCGAUUUGUGCAGGAUGACGACUAUAUACUUCACGAACGAGGAACAAUUGAUGUGAAGGGUAAAGGAACAAUGAAAACAUACUGGUUGUUAGGCAAAGGUUCUAAAGUUAAUGAAAAUCUAAUUGGACAAAGAUCAACAACUCCAGAUGACAAUAUAUCUAUGUGUCCGAUGGCUUCAAUCGUCAUGGAAGAAAUGUCUCGAAGGUCAUCAUCACCGGAUGUUCACUUUUCAAGGUCUCUCGACAUGUGCGCAAUGUACUCUCCUGUAUCAUUUGAUGAUAUUCAUCGAAAUAAGAUUCCAAAUACUGUGCGCAAAGAAAUGCAAUUUAAACGGAAUAGCAAUGAAAGCUCACCGAAUAAACUUGCUAGAAACGAACAAAUUUGUAAGACUAAUGGACUCAAUAUUCAUGCGAACAGCCCAGAGAAAAUUCGGACAGACCUAACAAAAGUCAAUAAUGUGAACGAAAAUAAUUUGAAUGGUAUGCUCAAGAAUGGAUACGUGACAGAAAAGGUAACUACCAAUUUUUCUGCACCUGAGGGGAAGAAAGAAUCUAAUAUUACAGUUGAAAGUCACAUGAAGAAAAACAACACUAAGGAAAAGCUAGACCAUAAAAGCUACCAAAGCAGUACAUGCAGUAUAGUAUAAAAAUAAGUAUCUCCAGUAGUGAUGAAUUGUUAUCAAACGAUUGGUGAUAAAAUGAAAUGGGAUUUGUUAAAAUUACAACAGUUGGUGACAAUCUUAAAUUGCUGUUAAACUCGGGGAUUAUUUUCUAUAUAUAUGUAUAUGUUACAAGAAGUUUAAUUGAAAAUGCAUAAACAGGCGUAAAGAUGGAUGCAAACAGCAGUUAAGUUAUAUCUUGUGCAAUGCCACCGUUUUUGUCUAUUAAAAAUAUUUUCCAAUUUAGAAAAUAAUACACAAUGAACCUGCUUUAAAACGUACACAUCAUUUUUUACAACGGGUUCAAUGACCGUUAACGAAAGUAUUAUUUGACAUUGCUUAGAUUUCAUGUCAUGAAUUUGGCUAUACUUUAGGUCCUUUGUGGUAUUAUCAGCUCUUUAACGUUUGUAUUAUCUUUUGGAUUUUCAAUAUGUUGGCCUAGAGCAUCACCAAAGAGGCAUUGGUAACAAUAACAUUAGCGAUACCAAUUUUAUUGCACCAGAUGCGCAGGUGUCGAAAGGCGUAUUUGCUGCUGUAACAUUGGUAAAAAUAAUGUUGUUUCUUUCAAAAGAAACAAACGUUUCGAAUAUGGUACAUCCUGCUUUUUCCUUGUAAUACUAUUUGAAGAUGAUAUAUCACACUAAUUUAAAUAACACAGAAGAAGCAUGCUGUCUACAUGAGAAAGUUUGUUUAUUAUCAUCAAACGUUUUGAGAAGUUUCUAAUGUAACUUUAAGUUACAAAUUUAGAACAUGAUAUUGCGGGAAUUAAAGUUUGUGAUUAUUUUGGUCAUAAAAUACAUUUUCACAGUUAUACUUUAAUUAUAAAAUCCAAUGCAAUCUUGAACAUUUUGCAAUUGGUUUAAAACAAUACUACAUUUCUUUUUCUUAAAAUCGAAAUAUUGAUAUAGUUAGGUUGUCUCUACUAUUCUGAAAAAUAUUGUGUCAUAUGAGUUAAAAAGAAAAUGUUGCUGUAUACGCUGCAAAAUACUUGGGAUACAACUUUUACUAAAAGUUUGAUUCUUUUUAUUGAAUAAAAAUUCAACAUGAAACACUUAUUAAAAGUCAUCAGCAUACACAGCCUCAAAAGUUAGUCCGAUAAUUUUAUAUUUGAAUAUAUGCAAUAGUAUGUAAAUAAAAUAGUUAAUAUCCAUCAGGUUUGAUUUGAGAUAACAAUGUAAGAACGUUCAACAUUAAUCUUAAAUUAACUGAUUGACCAUUUUUAUUCCAUUAAAUGUCAUGAAAAAUUUGUAUCCUUAAAGAAUGAAACAAUAUGUUACGAAGACUUUUUUUGUUUGUACAGUACUUGAUUUAAUUGUUUAUACAAAACUCAACUUUUUCGUCGGUUUUUACGUGUUUUCUUUCUACAGCUAAAUAAUCUAGUCAUCUAUGUGUAUUUUUGUUUGCUAAAUCACUAUGUUUGUUUUUUUUAGAUUUUAUACCAAGCGUCUUUCAUUUUUUUAUGAUAUUCUAAAAAAAACCGUCAUUUGCAAUUCUGUAUAAUAUUUGAUCUAAUCUGAUUAGAAUAAUAAAUUGCAGAGUGAAAAUGACUGACGAUUUGUCAGGUUUAAAUUCAAACUUGGAACUAUUUACAUCUGGAACUAUUAUAUAUCAUGUCCCAGUUUACAUGAAGGGUGUCAAAUGAUAUAUAUAUAUAUAUAUAUGUGUUUGUACGUCUUAACAUGUAAUAACCCAGGACUGACAUUAUUUAUCUAGGUUUAUACAGGGCUAACUCCACAAUUUACAUAACCUUGUGGUGAUGCCACUGCAUAACAUAAGGUUAUCAGAUAGGGAAUAAAACAAAACUAUAUUGAUGUAUUUGUUUAAUAUUAUUUACGACGGACAGAAACAGCUGAUCUGCUUAGUAAUCCAUCUACACCAUGUACUGUGUAGUAAACGUAGAUGAAUUCUACGCCAAAAAGCGCUUGGCUAACAGAAAAUUAAAUUUCGUAUAGCCCAGUUGGCCACGUCGUUAGGGUGCUGGACAUAGGAGUAGGAGUUGCUACAAUUUGAAAAAGGCAUGAAUGCUGUGGGAAAGGCAAAAAUGUGAUAUAAUAAAUUAGUAGAUCAAACAUUGUUACUUUGUAUACCUUUAUAAGCAUUUUGAUAUUGACAAAUAUUGUUAUCUUCAUUUUUAUUUUAUUUCAAAUGAUCAAUACUUUUAUUUCUCUAACAAUGCGUCGUAGCUGUAAACGAUUUAUCCUUGUAAUUGAAUGUAUACACGCAAAUGGAAAAGUGAUCGUUGUAUGACUAUAUGCAUUGCUUAAGAAGGUUUAAAUAUCAUAAAAGAAUUGUUAACUUUUUUUAUGCAAACAAAUAUAUGUAUAUAUUACCAACAUGAUUAACAAGUGUAAAUGAGUUAUUUUCAGUUUUUAUUUUCAAUUUGAACUUGUGUAAAAUUUAUUUGGUUUGAACAUAUUUAAUCUGGUUUCUUACCACAACUGAUAAAUUGCUUUUGCAAAGAGUAAUAUAAUGAAUUGCACAGACUAAUUAUAUAUAUAUAGUUUGUAACAAAUUUCUCUGAUAUUUAUAUCGAACGUUGUACACAGUUAAAAAAAUUCAGAGACUAUUUCUGUACCUAUAUUCUAGAAGUUAAUUCACGACAGUUAGUUUGUCAACAUGUAAUGUAGUUUAUUAAGUUGUUUGGGUGAUUUACAGUACUUUGAUUAGAUAUAACGUAAAUAUAACCCCUUACGACCUUCCGCUUAUACACUGACAACAGGUUGAAUAUAGUCUGUCAUCAAUUCUUCGUUUACUGUAUAUCUUAUAUAUCGUUGUUCAUUAUAAACUAAUUGAAGUAUUGUUUAUAAAAAAAACUAAUAUCUAUUGAGGUAACAACUCACAUCGUCGACAGUCUUUUUAUAUUUUCCCCCUGAUCCAAAGUUUUCAUUUUCUAUCAGAUAAUUCCUUAGUAGAUGGAUGCCGCCUAGCAUAAAGAUGGAGAACGGUUCGUAUUUCAUUUCCUUUAAUGAAUAAUCACGGAAUUCAACAUGAUAUGGAACACGGUUGCAACAUGUACAACAGAAAUAGCUAGUUUUGCGCAUUUGAAUGAACCCUCGGUUGGUUGUAUUUCUCAAACGAUAAGUUUUAUUUUUUUUUUGGUUCAACAUUUGUUAAGCAUCAUCACUCUUUUGUUUUUGUUUGGUCGUUGUUUUGUCUGACCUUUAUCGAUCGAUGGUUGCCUAUUUCUUACUUAAAAAUAAACAAUUAAGGACUAUUUCCUUUGCCCUAAUGUUUAAAAAAAUCCCAUUCUUUAUUAAGAAGAGUUAUUUGCUAAAAAUUCUAACACAUAUUUCAUAAAAUUAAUAUUAUCAUCGUAUAAUGGUCAGCAGUUUGUUUGGAAAUACUGACUAUUAUACAUAUUUAUAAGUAUGUUGCAAUAUUCUUAUCAUAUAGUCAUUUUAGACUUUUGGAAAUACAUGACGUUAAUACACGGGUAUAAAUCUAUGGGUAUUUAUGUUUUUUUUAUUGAAAAGGGCAGUUUAAAAACUUGUUCAUCAUGUGUUGUAUCUUGUCAGUUAUAGAAUCUAUAUGCAAAAAAGUCUAUUUACUUAAGAAAAACUUUGUCCUAAGAUGAAACUUGUACUGCAUUAUCAUCCUAAAGCUUGCAAAUAAUAAAAAUAAAUAGCGACUACCUGGCAUAUUUUCCAAUGGAACAGAUUCUUUUAAUGCCUAAUUUUUUAUCAAAUAUUAAUAUUACGGUUUAACGUUUUUUUUUUUCAAAUUUCGUAGAAUUCAUUUCUAUAUUUGUAAUUAAAAAAAUAUAAUGUAUGCAUAAUGCAUUAAAGUGAAAAUGGAUAUCAAUAUAUCAUAAUAUUUAAUAAGUAAAAUGAUAUGGUUGUAUAAGGUGUAAUAAACAUGAUAAAUACUAAAAUAAUAAUACACAACGUCACCAUUCGACUUCAAUUCUAAUUUACUUAAAUGUACGAUGUCUACAAUCUCCGUGUGCCGAUGAAUUUUUUUUUUGUAUAUUUCCAAUAUUGCAUACUUUCUUUUUUUACUUAAGUUAUAGUUUUUCACUUUUUAAUUAUAGGAAGAACUAUUAGAAAUAUAUAUAAGUAUGUUGCCGUCCAUUUAUAUUGUACAUAAUAAAAUUGAAUAUAAACAUAAUUUCCUCUGUAUUUAAUUUUCGUAUUUUUUCUUGUUGAGAGCAAAUGAAAUCUGGCGUUUAAUAUAGAUGUUCAGGAGAAUCUGUUACAAAUAAUUUACAAAAUGAAAAAAUUGCAAUACCAUAUAACUAGACGAAUAAAGAAAUAAAUGGGUUGUUAAAUAGAUUAUUAAAUGAAAAUAUGAAAAUAAAUAUACUAAUGAAUAAGAUUUCGCUGACAAUAAUACACCGAACAUAUAACACCGAACAUUAACGUGUGUUCACAUCGCAAGUUCUUCAACAUGUUUAGGUGUGAUGUAAUAUCUUUCAACACUUCGAACUAAAAAAAAAAAUAAAAAAAUUCUACAAUAAAAAAAGACGGAUCAUGUGAGCACGCUUAGCGUACGAAGUGUGGACAGAGGAUCUGUACUUUUUCCUGAUUAGAUUCUGUGUCCUGAUUUUUGUUUUUUAUUACAAAAACCAUAGUGUUUCAUUUAAUUUGUAUAUGUUUACCAAUUCAUAAUGUGAUUUGAUGUACCUGUUACUUUUAAACAAAAAAAUAUUUAUAAACUAA
Mytilus californianus (California mussel) is the source of this 7300-nucleotide messenger RNA. RefSeq names its product soluble guanylate cyclase 88E-like. The coding region runs from base 240 to 2630 and encodes 796 amino acids. Gene Ontology annotation, cellular component: guanylate cyclase complex, soluble. Gene Ontology annotation, biological process: nitric oxide-cGMP-mediated signaling; cGMP biosynthetic process; response to oxygen levels. Lineage: Eukaryota; Metazoa; Mollusca; Bivalvia; Mytilida; Mytilidae. The record is from RefSeq and is a predicted model, not a curated record. The transcript is spliced from 12 exons. Gene Ontology annotation, molecular function: guanylate cyclase activity; oxygen sensor activity; heme binding.